Molecule: messenger RNA, 5712 nt
Organism: Siniperca chuatsi (mandarin fish)
Lineage: Eukaryota; Metazoa; Chordata; Actinopteri; Centrarchiformes; Sinipercidae
Product: major intrinsically disordered Notch2-binding receptor 1-like
Exons: 4
Coding region: 785-3193 (802 amino acids)
Biological process (GO): negative regulation of TOR signaling; negative regulation of cell population proliferation
Cellular component (GO): plasma membrane
Source: RefSeq, a predicted model, not a curated record
CCUGAGUACAUGGGAUGAUGGAUGUGCUGCUCUGUGAGUUGUCAGAUGAAUUAGACAUGUCCAUUCUGAUCGUAGCAGAGUGCUACUACUCAGCGAUGAAAGCCUUGCCCUUCUCUUGCUCUAAUGGGGUUUUAAGUACAACCCUUUAUGGAUGAUAAUGCAGAGUAAUGGUGAAAAGUCUGGGAGGGCUGAAGUCUGGCAGACAGUUCUGUGUGUAGGCAGCAAUCUAGCAGGCAAUUUACCCUAGACCUUGUGGUUUACUGUCAGUUUUGAGUUUUAGGAGCGGCAAUUAGCAAAUAUCAAUUUUUAAUCUGUUUCUUUAUUCAUAUGCUCAAUUUGCACACAUAACCAAUUAUUGCUAUAGUACCCUGAGAAAAUAUGCACCUGGACCUGACCUACUCAUACACACUGGGGUGUCCUGCUAAGAGUGUGUCUCUCCUCCGAUGUCUCAAUUAGAAAUGUGGAUGUACUGUUGACUUUGUGCGUGUAGCCGCUGAUCUGUGGUGAGGGGAAACCGUUUGGAUGUAUUUUGAGGUCCCUUAGGGGACUGCAGGGACUUGUGGGAAGAUGACCUGAUUUCUAAUUUUCUCCUCUCCUGCCUGGGCUGUGGGCUAGUCGCUGCUACAAACACAGAAGCCCAUGAAAGGAGUGUGACAGUAUGAGCCGCCCUGGAUCUGUUUGGAAUAUGGCCUAGCUAUUCGCGUAAAACUGGAUUUCAUUUGUCAUUUUUCAAUGGACGCAGGCGUGACUGUAAUUGUCUUUCAAUAGAUUCAGGUGAGCAGCCAUGGCUAACCUGCAGCAGGAGUACCCUGGGGUCCUUCUGGGGAUCCUGGAGGAACUGGCGAAUAUGCGCCAAUGGCUGACCUUCCAGGACCUUUGUCGCAUGGUCAGCACCCGCUUUGACUUGGAGCACCUCAUCGAGCUCAGGAGUUUGCUGUUUGCUGCUGCAAGCCGGGAUCCCUGUUUCCCAGCUACGCUCUUCAGAGACCGGGUUUCCACCAGAGGCCAGGGACUAUCACCCAUAGGCGUCGCUGCUGACAUUGUAACUAUCUUCAACCUUAUUCAGAUGACGGGUGGGACCCCUGAUGACAGCCAACCAAUGAGAGCCCAGACGGUCCUCCCCGUUGACCAGUCCCCAGGCCCCAGUCUGCCUGGAAUCCACCAGCUGAACAUUUCUGGUCGAGAAAGAGCACGUGCCCACUCUGACUCCAGUGACAGGCCUAUUGACCAGCACUUGCUCUUUCCGAGAUCUAAUUACUCAGCCCGCAAGCGAGCAAGUCUUCCCCCAGAUCCAAUCUCUCUUGUGUCCUCCCCUCCAAUCAGGGCAAGGGCUGUGUCUUUCGACUUGCCUCACACCACACUUUUGUACCCUAGUGGUCAAAUCCCCAACGAAGUCAUGAAGAAUAUCUACCUUCCUUUGGAAACGGACAGUGAGUCUAGUGGUGAUUCUGCUCCCAUGGAGGUGUUUGAAACUGAACAGGGAUCGUCUGUCGACCAGAAGAGAAACAUCUUUAGGAAGGACUUCCAUAACCAGCCACCUCUGAUACCCCAAGUGACCAUUAGCAGUGAGUCUCCCAGUCCCAACAAGGGGCAGAAAGGCUUUGACAAUCACAGCUUUGAAAUGAUCCAGAAUCCCUACCCGUCACCAACAACAGUCCACCAAUCGCCAGAGCAGCGGGCUAAACAUGAGAGCCUUGAUGACCUACAGGACUCAACUUACUUCGGACCUGGGUCAAUCCCAGAUUGGUCCCCACGGCACCUUCAACCUCCCAGGACCCAGAGGCCCAUCUGGAACAACAAGAGUCACAGUCUAGAGGACCGGAUAGGCGUAGGCAGCGUUGGAUUAGGGAUGGAAUCACAAAGAGGGCAACUUCCAAGACGAUCAACCCCUGCUAUCAGCAAUUUGGGGGGGUCCUCAGGAGGUGAGAGUGGGGAUAGUGGAUUGCCAAGUGGAGGCGAUGUAGUCAAGGCUCAGGGAACCCAAACAGACCUACCGGACCCCCGGCGCCUCCGUAGCCUGGUCCACGCUGAUCGCCUCUCCUUCAUGACCUCAUUAGAUGACCCAGAGUUUGGUGAGGAUGACAUCAGUGCCAUCUUUCGUUUCUUAGAUGACAUAAGCAUGUGCGGUUCCACGGGAGUACUGCACCCCAGUGAUGGAUCAGCUAUUAACCAGGACACCCCAGAGGCCAGGCGUGGCCGCCUAGGUCAGCUCUCAAGGCUUUUCCACUCUCUGGAAAGCAGUGAUGAUGGGCUCAAGGCCAGUGUCUGUAAGCUACUGCUUCGUAUGAGCCAGAUAGAAAGACAACUGGAGUCACUGAAUGAUGUAAAGGCUGAGAUUUCCCAGGUGCUGUCUGCUCUGCAGCGUCUGGAUGAAAAGAUCCAGCAGCCUAUCAGUGGUGGUGGACAAGGCACUAGUGGGCGAUGGCUGGAGCCUCUCAGUGGUGUCUCGUCCUUUAUGAGCCACCCUUUAACCCCUUCUGAGUCAUCAGAGCCUCAGCCUCUGUCUGCAUCUGGGCAUCUGUUUCCAGGGACCAGCAAUAGUAGUCUGGACUGGAGCCGAUGGAACACUCCUGGGGAGCAAACAGAAAGCAGCAAAGGUCAGGCUGAUCCAAAGCUGGGGAAAGAAGGGAAGAAGGAUGCAGCAUCUCGUCAUGCCUCCAAAACCCAGGCUGAAGAGAAAAGUGUCUCUGAUGCCAAACAGCCAAAUGUUUCUAACUCUGCAAGAAACUGGACAGUGUCAUUCUCAAAAAGUAAAGAUGGCAAAGCUUCUCAUGGAAAGGCAGAUCAGUCAGGCAGCACAACUAACCUACUCUCCCAAAAGUCCUCCAACCUGGUGGAACAAGUGUUUAACUCGUCCCUGUUCCGCCACAAAGACAGCAGUCUGACAGGUGGGCUAACCUCUGGGAAGAUUGUGGAUCCCAGAUUGGCUGAGGGGAGGGGAAGACCCAUAUGGACUGUAGAUGACAGAGAUGCACGAGUCACCCCUCUGGACUCACAGGCCCAGGAGUCUUUAAACCCCAACAACAUGGAGUUCUGGAUGGACGACAUCUACACUCCAGGCUACGAUGCUCUACUCAGGCGUAAAGAGGCUGACCUCCGCCGGGCCAAGGUCUGCAAGCUGGUUGCACUCAUUGCCACUGCAGUGACUAUCAUUCUCAUCAUCGUCAUUCCUGUUUGCACCAUGGUGUCAUGAGAACCCUUACAAAAAGCCCACAUUGUUGCCUGUUUUCAUUUUAUUUAUUUAUUUUCAGCAGCAAUGGGCUGUACCCAGGAACUCGCACGCUAUACUCAUGGAGAUUUGCAGAUGAGAGACUGUGACACUAGGACCAUAAAGCUGGAUCGGUGAUCAUUUAAUAUUCAGUACCUCCUUACACUUCUCUGCAUGCAGCACCAUUAUUUAUGACUUCAGAAAAACAGGAUAAUUUAAACUGUAGCUUACUUUGAAAUCGCACUAAGUGACUCCCUCUUGCAGUUACAAUAAACUGGAAGUAAUCUCCCAUGCCAGGUUUUUUCUCCCAUUUCAUUUCAUGAUUUUUGUUCUUUAUAAUUUCAUGUGGCUGCAAAAGCAAGUAAUUAAGAAUGAAGGUUUAAAAUCAUUUAAAAAUAUCUCUGAGAGGAUGUGUUUGAACUAGUAAUACUGAGCCAUUGCAAAAGUGUCAAUUUCUUUUUAUUUUCUCAUUUGGCUGCUUUUUUCUGAGAAGCAACACUGUUCCAAAUGCAUUGUGAAUCAGCUUCAGCCUUGAGCACUGCCUGACUCUUUCUUGCUGUUCCCUUGAGAACACUACAGGGCUUAUUUCACUUUUACAUAAGAUGACACUUCUAUCAGUACAUAAGUGUUUUACAUCUACGGUUUAUAAGUAUUAAUGGGUUUCUGUCGUCAGGAGCGUUUUAAUUUUCUGUUAGUUCAAAUGUUCUUGUCCUUCCUUUAAGCACCAAGAUAUACUGCUCAAACAAGCUUAAAUCAAUAAAAAAUAAUAAUUUUUGUAGAGUUCCCUCCCAUUUUUCAAACUGGAAAUUAUCAGCUAUUUAAUCCACUCGUGAAUGUAUUUGGGUUGGAGUGUUUACUAAGUGUCAGAUUUCAAAAAAUGGAAGAUAAAAAUCUUGUUGUUGUUUAAGCGGUGAAGGAAAGAUGGAGCCUUUUCCAGUAAACACUCUCUUAGAGGGAGACUCCACUUGUAAUUCAAUUUAUAGGCUGUUUGGAGUGCACCUAUGCACAUUAUCUUUCCACUAUACUCACUUGGCCAGAGCUUUUCCACAUACCUGCAGACUCACUUAGAAUCAACAGAUUCAUCUGGCAUCCUUUCACAGAUGAUGAAAGUAGUUUUGCCAGUGGUGUGACAUUCCAUUUUGUAAAAACAUCCUGUUAACUCAGGAGACAUUAUAUUUAAAUCAACUUUUGGUGCCAGACUGUAAAAUCAAUGGGGGGUUGACACAAAAACAUGUACACUUUUAAAGUAUAAUGCAAUUCAACAUACUACCUUUGUGAAGCUUGUAAUGUUCACUUUUUGUUGAGUCUCUUUCAAAGAGGUGUUGAUUUAACUCUACGAUAAGGCUGUAAUGCAAUGUACAAUGUGUACUAUAGUCUAAUAACACAACCAUAUUAGUUCAAAAAUGACCAAAUUUCAACUUUCAAAUUUGAAAUUCAGCACCUGACACUAUCUCAAUACUUGUAUUUAUUGCAGUGCUAAUGUGUUGGAUUGCAUAACAUUUUCUAGGUGUUCGUGUUUUUCUGUUUUGGUCCACUCCCUCUACAUUGUUAGAUAUUGAUGAUUUUUUUUGCUGAUUUAGUUUCUGUUCAACAAUAGAUAAGCACUUUUCUCCAUUUAUGGGGUAUACACCAAAGUGGACAGAAACUAUGCAUAUCUUUUGGAAAAAUCUGUAUCCAGACCCUUAAACUUCACUUUGCUUUGUGUGCACAAAUAUGCACAGGAUGUAUAGAGGGUGUGUUCUGCUUCAGUGCAUCCUCCUAAGUAGAUGUAUAUCUGCCAAGUGUUCCCCAUGAGGCUGUUUGUGGAUCCAUUACCCUUCCAAUGGCCACUGAAGAGGCCUAACCCUGUAGUCAUCACAAUCUGCAGGUGCUUCCUCUGAAACUUUGGUGCAUUAGAGCCUACUGAUACUUUCUUCACUCCUGAGAUGCACUUAUGAAAUGUGGACAUUGCUGUUGUAGUAUCCAUGCACCUUUUAGGCAGAAUGCUAAAAAUCUGUGAACUCAUUAUUCAGGUAAACACUCUGUCUUAAAAAUGGAAAUGAAAGAAAAGAUGUGCAGGUAUUACAGUACAAGUUACUGCAAUGCAUCAUAUGAUUGUCGGGGUGUACGCUGACUUAUGUUGCCUGUCUGAAUAAACUCAGCAAAGUGGUAAUGUGCCUUUUACACUAUGUUGUCUGAUUUGAUAAAUAAUAAAUUAAGACCUAAUUGCACUAUUGUUAUAAACACAUUUUAAAACAUUAUGAUGAAUGAAAAAAUGUCUCCUGAAAGCAACUGCUCUCUUUUGCAAAAUUAAUUAUUUCCCAUUUUUUUCUACUGGUGAUGCACUUGGCUGAGGCCAGAUUACACUUGCAGAUAGCAGUAAUUGUCCACUCAGUUUAAGGAAGGACAGACAGUGAUUGGAAAAAGUAAAAAGAGAAUUCUGGCAGUUAAAUCAUCAAGUGACUGGGGGAAAUGUACAUAUAGAGAUGAAUAAAUAAAGAGAGAGAGUGCGUAUUGACUGACAG